Molecule: messenger RNA, 1009 nt
Organism: Toxorhynchites rutilus septentrionalis
Lineage: Eukaryota; Metazoa; Arthropoda; Insecta; Diptera; Culicidae
Product: trypsin alpha-3-like
Exons: 1
Coding region: 32-958 (308 amino acids)
Biological process (GO): proteolysis
Molecular function (GO): serine-type endopeptidase activity
Source: RefSeq, a predicted model, not a curated record
UUCAGUAGACGAGUCCCAAUCAGGAAUAAUCAUGUGCUCCUCAGUUGUGAUGCUAGUCAUUACGCUGCUCUGCUUUGUUUCAACCGCGUGGGCCGACGAAUCUCGGAUCGUCGGCGGAGCGAAUGCCACCGGCAACGUUUGUCCACACACGGUCGCCAUUCGAUUGGUUGGAAAGGAUUUCCACUGUAACGGUGCCCUCGUUUCCAACCAAGAUGUUCUGACAGCAGCCCAGUGUGUGUACAGUGGAAACGUCGUCCGAAACGCUUCGGAGUUCCAGGUAGUGCUGGGGACCAUCGUAAACUCAAACAAUGUUACGGGCUCAACAGUUCGCACAGUGCGUAACGUUUGGCCCCACUCUUCGUUCAAACCCAACACUCUGGGCAAUGAUAUCGCUGUGCUGCGUCUGAACUCAACGGUACAAAGUUCGUCAGUGCUCGCUCCAGUGCGACUUGGAUCAGCGAGUCCGGCAGUGAAUCAGACCUGUUCCGUGUGCGGUUGGGGCUCGAAUGUACUGAAUGGCAAACCGGCGACGACGCUCCAACGGAUAGACUUCCGUAUGCAAGCGAAAAAUUCAUCACAUUGCGUCCGUACGGGUGGAGGUGUCUCGCUUAAAGCCGAUAUGAUUUGCGCGGGUGAUUUGCAGGCAGGUCGUGGAGCUUGUACGGGAGAUCUGGGCGCACCUAUGGUUUGCGGAUCGUUCCUUCAGGGGGUGCUCUCAAUCGUGGGCGGUUGUGGUCGGCUGAAUGAAACGUCAAUCUUCACAGACACAGCGGCACAUUUGCAGUGGAUUAACAAUCGAACCCAAGCCGAUGGGAGCAAUCCGGGAGGAAACAACUCUGGUGGAGGUACGCCUGGUGGUAACACUCCAGGAGGUAAUAAUCCUGGGGCCGCAGCCAAUGCAGUUAUACAGUUUGGGAUAAUUAUGGUAUCGUUGAUGUGUUCUCUUGCGUUGAGAUAAUAAAAAUAAAUAAACUACAACUGCUAUCUGUUAUCAGUCUGAGCAAGAUAA